Molecule: messenger RNA, 2961 nt
Organism: Paracoccidioides lutzii Pb01
Exons: 2
Coding region: 1-2961 (986 amino acids)
Biological process (GO): protein dephosphorylation
Molecular function (GO): protein tyrosine phosphatase activity
Source: RefSeq, a predicted model, not a curated record
AUGUCAGCGACCACCGCUACCUUACCCUCUCCUCAGGCCUGGAGUCCCGGUGUUGGUCCCAACGUUUCCACCACACCGAUGGGACUGCCACAAAGAACCCCUUCAUCUGUUGGCCAAAUGACCGCCCCGAUAUUGGGAAAAGCGGGCACUGCUACUCUCUCACCACGACUCCUGCGCGACUCGUGUAACAGCUAUUUCGGCAUCGUCGAUUUCUCCACUGCUAAUCCAGCGAAUUCAUCCUCCAUGCAUACACGCAAGGCUUGGAAUUUACCUGCAGGCUCACCCUCCGUGAAACUUAACUGCAACACAAACAACACCAAUAACAAUAAUAGCAAUCACUGCAAUCGCCACUCCUCUGAACACACCUUUGAAUUCGAAGCGUUGAGGAAGCAGGCUGAAUCAGCUGGGUUUAUCGCUGGCCAUAGAAUAUCAUCUAGCUUCGAGAAGCAGACACAGGCUCAACGGGACCGGGGAAGAAAUGCUGAAGAGAAACGUGAGAGACAAUCGCCUAUUUCUCCACACACUUCCGAUGCCUCGUGGACCCGGCCUCGGUAUGAUGAUAUGGUGACGAGCUAUAUGAGCAUUGAUCCGCGUCCUAAUACUCAUACAGCAGAGGUUAAGUCGGCGACUGCUUUUGUCAAGCCGAUCUAUGACAAUAUACCAACAGUACCAAACUCAGCCGCAAACAUCACAUGUCCAGUUACCUCUGUUAGUUCAGAAGGUGGUGCGCAGCCCAUGCGCCUCACAAUUCCCCAAUCCGCGCAGAAUUCUUUCGCUGGGCAUAGAUCGCGCCCUCUCCAACGUUCAGAAACUUCUCCUGCCAGCGUUGACCAAGGAAAUGUUAUCUUCAUCUCCCCGAGUAUGUGUGCGGAGCUCUUAAAGUCGUCUCCAGGCAAUACUCUUUUCCUAGAUGUGCGACCGUAUCCCCAAUUUACUGAAGCAAGAAUAAAAGGGGCCUUGAAUCUAUGCAUACCCACAACGCUAUUGAAACGCCCCUCUUUCAACCUGCAAAAGCUCCAGGACACCUUCGCAGGCGAAGAGAAGGAAGGUUUCGCACGCUGGCAGAUAAGCACGCGCAUCGUCGUCUACGAUGAAUCAACGACACACAUGAAGGAUGCAUCAACGUUAAUCAAUGUGCUGAAAAAAUUCACGAGCGAAGGUUGGAAGGGCGAACCAUCUAUCCUACGCGGUGGCUUUGCGAAAUUCUCCGCUGAGUUCCCGGAAGCCGUGGAAUCUGCGUCGCAAAUGAGUGGUGGCCGCCAACAACCACCCUCUACCGCCCUUCCACUCCAACGCUCCAUCAGCCUUGCCCUCCCCCGCAACUUAUACAUGUCCAUAGCAGGAGGCUGCUCAAUUCCCAAAGCCACUUCAACCACCCACCCUUUUUUCUCCAACAUUCGUCAGAAUACGGACCUGAUCGAUGGCGUUGGCCAGAUCCCGAUCAAAGUGCCCCCACAGCUCCAGCCACAACUACAACCAAAAUCUGGCAACAGAAAAGCAGACCACCUACAACUCCUCCCGCAAUGGCUCAACCGUGCCUCCGACAUUGAAGAUAACGGUAAACUGGUCUCACAGAGGUUCCUACAGAUUGAGCAAGCGGAGCAGAAACGGAUGCAAGAGGCGCUGACGGGGUCUGUGGAGUAUGGUGAGGCUAAUACGAGUAAUUCGGGAAAGAAACCCUUCCGUAUUGCGGGAAUAGAACAGGGAUCUAAGAACCGGUAUAAUAAUAUAUAUCCCUAUGACCAUUCGCGGGUGCGGUUGCAGGGCGUCCCUAAUGGGAUGUGCGAUUAUUUCAAUGCGAGCUUUGUACAGUCUUCGCGAUCGCAGAAGAGAUAUAUUGCAACGCAGGCGCCGAUUCCGGGAACUUUUAAUGACUUCUGGCGCGUCGUCUGGGAACAAGACAUCCGUGUCAUCGUCAUGUUAACCGCGGAAUCCGAGGGGCCGCAGGUGAAAUGCCACCCGUACUGGAAAGCAGGAGACUACGGACCUUUACAGGUUAAAGCAUGUACGGAAAAACGUAUACCACUCACCAUCUCACCGCAAUCCAAACAACAACAUCAACGUUCUCCAAGCGCCCAACGCCGCGCGACACACCCACAUACCCUAUCCGAAAACCUAGAUACUCGAGAUGGAAACGAUAUACGACAAGUCACUACCAACACCAACACGACCAAUUCCGACAGCGUUUCGCCCUUCGUAACAAUCCGGCACCUGACGCUUGCCCACACCUCCUUCCCCUUCCAGCCCAUUCGCGAAAUAACCCAGUUACAAUACGCGCAUUGGCCUGAUUUCGGCACCCCCGCUGAACCGGCUCAUCUCGUCAGGUUAAUUGAGGAGGUGAAUCGGGUUGCUGAGACGGCAAAUGGUGAUGUCGGGAAUGGGAUGAUGAAGCCGGAGCCUGAAAAGCAGCGGCGGAUAUUGGUCCAUUGCAGUGCUGGGUGUGGGCGAACGGGCACGUUCUGUACCGUUGAUAGCGUGGUGGAUAUGUUGAAGAGGCAGAGAAUGGCUGCAUUGGCGUCAAAGACAUCGUCAACGUCAGCGUCAGUGAUGACUUCGCCUACGGCUAUGGAGACGGCGUCGGCGAUGUCGACUAAUAUGGUUGAAGGUGAGAUUGAGGAUGAAGAGAAGAAAGGGGGGGGUAACGAUGACUGGCUCUGCCGCGAUGACAUAGACCUCAUCGCCGCCACUGUGGAAGAUUUUCGCCUCCAGAGACUGAGCAUGGUGCAGAGUCUCAAGCAGUUCGUGCUUUGCUAUGAGAGUGUUUUGGCGUGGAUUGCGCUGCAUGAGGUGGAGCUUGUGAAUGGAUGUGUCGAUGAUGAACAUCAGUUAUGUCCUGGUAUAGAUCGGACGAUGACUGCUCCGUUGUCGGCGCCUUUGACGGCUCCAUUGGUGACACCUCUCGCUCGGAAGGGCCUGGGUGGGGAGGAGGAGGGAUCUGCAAGGAGCAGUUACGAUGAGUGA